AUGAUAUCAAGAUUAAAAAAUAUUUUUAAAAAAGAUAAAAAUGAAUCAAAUUAUAUAUAUAAUUCUGAUUUAUUUUAUAUUAAAAACAAUUUUGAAACAACAUAUAACACUAGUUAUACAAUGGAUAGAAAAAAAAAAGAUAAGAUAGAUAAUAUUUUGUCAUAUAAAUCAAAAUAUUAUUAUAAUCCACCAGAAUGUAAUGAGAAAUUGGGUGAUUUAAAAAAUUAUUUAGAGAGUACAAUUGAUUACCAUAAUAUUGGAUUAUUUGAAAAUACUAUAAAUAUUAAAUCAAAAAAUAUCUUUAAUACCAGUCAAACAUUUUCUCAAAAUAAAAAGUUUAUAAAUUGUAAAGGAAAAUGUAACUUUGAUAAAAAUUGUUGUAGUUUAUGUAUUAGAAAAAAAGUUUUUAAAUAUGAUUAUGAAUUUGAUAAUGAUAGUUUUAAUGAAUUUAAUUAUGUAUGCCAAGAAAGUAAUACAGAAUCAUCAACAUCUUUUUUAGAAAGUUAUCAAUGUAAACAUAAAAAGAUAAAAUCAUUUAAUAAUAGAAAUAAAAGAAAAGAUAACAUAUAUGUGAAUGAUAUGUAUGAAGAGGACAAAAUUGUUAGCCUAAUUAAACAUUAUGAGAUUAUUAUAGAACACCUUAAAAAACAAAUGGAUAAAAAUAAAAAAAAUUAUAAAAGAAAAGUUGCCGAGAAUAAGGAUGAAUUAUCAAUAUAUUUACAAUUAAUUGAAAAAUAUCAACAACAGUUAUGGAGAGAAAAAAAUAAACUUUUAAUAGAAAAUAAAAAAGUUGAAAAUUUAAAAAAAUUAUUAUUAGAUGCUUAUAAAAAUAUUAGUCAAUUAAAAAAUAAAUUACAAUAUGUGGAAGAUGAUUUUAAGAAUACAUUUCCUGAAUUAGAAUUAAAAAAAUUAUGUAUAUUAUAA
Strongyloides ratti is the source of this 924-nucleotide messenger RNA. RefSeq lists its product as hypothetical. NCBI's taxonomy places the organism in Eukaryota, Metazoa, Nematoda, Chromadorea, Rhabditida, Strongyloididae. Bases 1 to 924 code for a protein of 307 amino acids. The record is from RefSeq and is a predicted model, not a curated record. The transcript has 3 exons.